AUGAGUCGCGGCCGGAUCGCGCCCCGCCCGGAGCCGACGUGCUCGCCGUCCACGGGCGAGUACUAUGUCGACGCCUCGGAGGGUGAUCUCCAGGUCGAUGUGUUGAACUGGACGCUAGCCAACGGCGGCCUCGCGCCCAAGUCAUGGACCGACUACCUCUACUUGUCGGUCGGCAGCCCUCUCUCCAACGCCGGCGCAAGCGGGCAAGACUUUCACCACGGACCUCAGAUCAGCAAUGUCCACGAGCUCGAUAUGGUCACAGGCAAGGGCGAGCUGAUAACAUGCUCAGAAGAGCAGAACUCAGAGCUGUUCCAUGGAGUUCUCGGUGGUCUGGGACAGUUUGGGAUCAUCAUCAGAGCCCGGAUUGCACUGGAGACAGCUCCUCACGGGGUGAGAUGGAUCCGAGUACUGUACGACUCCGCGGCCUUCACCAGAGACCAGGAGCUCCUCGUCUCGCUCCACAGCGCCCACCGGAGCGAAAGAUUCGACUACAUCGAAGGCUUCGUCAUCAUUGAUGAAGGCCUCAUCAACAGCUGGAGGUCGUCCUUCUUCCCCAAGAACCCUGUUAAGCCUUAUGCUCCUCGGCUCCAUUCUCCCCAAAAUUGCGACCGCACGACCAACCCACCUGAAAACAAGAGCCAUGCAUCGGACUCCCCUUGCGUGACAACCGACGCAUAG
Messenger RNA from Musa acuminata AAA Group (dessert banana), 678 nucleotides. RefSeq names its product cytokinin dehydrogenase 5-like. Gene Ontology annotation, biological process: cytokinin metabolic process. Gene Ontology annotation, molecular function: FAD binding; cytokinin dehydrogenase activity. The record is from RefSeq and is a predicted model, not a curated record. NCBI's taxonomy places the organism in Eukaryota, Viridiplantae, Streptophyta, Magnoliopsida, Zingiberales, Musaceae. The transcript has 2 exons. The coding region runs from base 1 to 678 and encodes 225 amino acids.